This is a messenger RNA of Trichosurus vulpecula (common brushtail), 1140 nucleotides long. RefSeq names its product carboxypeptidase O (gene CPO). Gene Ontology annotation, biological process: proteolysis. Bases 1 to 1140 code for a protein of 379 amino acids. Lineage: Eukaryota; Metazoa; Chordata; Mammalia; Diprotodontia; Phalangeridae. Gene Ontology annotation, molecular function: zinc ion binding; metallocarboxypeptidase activity. The transcript is spliced from 9 exons. The record is from RefSeq and is a predicted model, not a curated record.
AUGAAGAAGCUGCUUUGGACUGUUUGUCUCUUGGGAAUUCUUGUCCCUCGAAGGUUUGGACUGAAAGUGCAGUAUAAUCGAACCUUGGCAAAUGAUGGACAUGGAAUGGUGGCGGAGAAACAGAGUCCCGGGAUCAACUUGGAGGACUAUGACUAUAAGAAGUAUCAUCCCAUUGAGGAGAUCUAUAAAUGGAUGAUUCAGAUAGAAAAGAAGUACAGUAAAGUGGUGACAAAGCACUUUCUAGGCAUGACCUAUGAGGUUCGACCAAUGUAUUACCUGAAGAUCAGAGUGCCAACAAAUAUCCUGAAAAAGAUCAUCUGGAUAGAAUGUGGAAUUCAUGCCAGAGAGUGGAUUGCACCUGCUUUUUGCCAGUGGUUUGUGAGAGAAAUUCUACAAAACUACAAAACAGACCUAAGGAUAAGCAAAAUUCUUAGGAAGCUGGACUUCUAUAUCCUCCCUGUUCUGAAUAUUGAUGGCUAUGUCUACAGCUGGAGAACUGAUCGCCUCUGGAGAAAAUCUCGUUCAUCCCACAAUAAUGGCACCUGCUUUGGGACUGACCUCAAUAGGAAUUUCAACUCAUCCUGGUGUAGUAUUGGAGCCUCUAAAAAUUGCAAACACACAACAUUCUGUGGAACAGGACCAGUCUCUGAACCUGAAACAAAAGCCAUCUCUACUUUUAUUGAAGGCAAGAAGGGCAGCAUCCUAUGCUACCUGUCAAUACAUUCUCAUGGCCAGUUCAUCCUCACUCCCUAUGGUUAUACCAAAAAGAGACCACGUAACUAUGCUGAGUUGAUUCGAAUUGGACAGAAGACAGCAAAAGAAUUGAAAGCAAAGCAUGGGAGCAAUUAUAAAGUUGGAUCAAGCUCAGAAAUGUUAUACUCUCUAUCUGGAUCCUCACGAGACUGGGCUUAUGAUAUUGGGAUUCCUUUUGCUUACACAUUUGAAUUGAGAGACAAUGGAACCUAUAAGUUCAUGCUUCCAGAAAACCAGAUCCAGCCCACUUGUGAGGAGACCAUGACAGCUGUCCUGUGCAUGCUUGAGGAGAUCUAUAAGAAAGAAUGGGGCUCAGGCAGAGCAGUGGUGCUCUCCCCAGCUGCCAUAGGGCUCAGUGUCUUCCUGUCACUCAUGCUUUUCUUUUAA